This is a messenger RNA of Vigna radiata var. radiata (mung bean), 1848 nucleotides long. RefSeq names its product protein MAINTENANCE OF MERISTEMS-like. Gene Ontology annotation, biological process: meristem development; meristem maintenance. The coding region runs from base 1 to 1848 and encodes 615 amino acids. The record is from RefSeq and is a predicted model, not a curated record. The transcript has 6 exons. NCBI's taxonomy places the organism in Eukaryota, Viridiplantae, Streptophyta, Magnoliopsida, Fabales, Fabaceae.
AUGGUGAUUGGGGUUGGUUUUGAUGGUUUGGUGUUUGUGUCUGAGGUGGUUGUAUGGUAUCUUUAUUACGACAGAAGAGGAAAGUACUAUAUUGGAAAUGUUGGAUUCAUGCUGAAAAGAUCAGUUAUGACUCCAUAUAGAGAAAUGGUAAGAACACGAGGUGCAUCUUUUAGUUCUCGUGGGGAGAGUUCUCGAGGAGAGAGUUCUCGAGAACAAAGUUCUCGAGGAGAGAGUUCUGCACAAGGUUUAGCUAGGAGACGACCUACAGCUUCGACACGGAGAGGGUGGGCAGCUCCUAUUCAGGAUGACCCUAUCACUGAGGAUCGAGCAUUUGAGGAGGAGGCAUAUCAGGCCUACGAGGGUCCUGUUCAGGAGGAGGCAUUUGAGGCCUCUGAUGACGAUUAUGAGGAGGAGGAACAUGAUGUUCCUGGCAUACAAGAGGAGGAUGUCGGUGGAUUUCCUGGAGGUCCACGUGAUGCUUCUUUACUGACGCACUAUGUUCAGCAUGUUGCUUAUGGUAUUUCACAGGGCUGGAUCUGCUACGAUUACAUUGAUAAGGGCUUGUUGCUCGGAUUCAUAGAGAGGUGGAACUUUGAGACGAGUAGUUUCCAUCUCCCUGUAGGGGAGAUGACGAUCACGCUUGACGAUGUAUCCACUUUACUUCAUCUCCCGGUGCUAGGACAGUUAUGUGAUUUGGAGGAGUUGGAGUUUGAGGAGGCUCGUACAGCCCUCGUAGACCUGCUCGGCGUUGAUGGUGGCACAGCUGGUGCUGAGAUGGAGGAUGCACGUGGUACUAAAGUCAGACUCAGCUGGCUGAGAGACAUAUAUGUUCAGAGGUGUCGGUCACAGGAUUGGGACUAUGCUGCCAGAGCAUAUCUGUUGCAUCUAGUAGGAUGCACCAUUUUUGCAAAUAAAAGUGCCAGUUCUAUACGCGUGUCUUACCUACUAUUAUUUAGAGACGUACACGCGUGUGGUAGAUAUGCUUGGGGCGUUGCUGCACUCGCCCAUUUGUACGAGCAGCUUGGGGAUGCCAGUCUGGCUUCCACGAAGCAGAUGGUUGGAUAUUUGACUCUUUUUCAGAGUUGGAUAUACGAGCAUUUCCCUAGAAUGGGAAGGAGGCGGUUGGUGUCUUCUUAUGAUGACACCACACCACGUGCGACUAGGUGGCAGAGCCCUCGGCAGAGUUUGACUCUUGUAGAGAUUCGGGAGCAGUUGGAUGGCCUGACAUACAGUGGAGUUGUAUGGCAUCCAUAUGAGGCACAUCGGGGCAUUCGUCCAUUAUUCAGAGUUUGUAUGUAUUCUGGAUGGAUUCAGAUUGGUGACACCCUUUCCCGACAUUUGCCUGAGCAUGUGAUGAGGCAGUUUGGGUUUUACCAGGAGAUUCCACGACCACCCACUGUCGUUGCAGAUGCAGAUGUAGUCGUUGUUGAUUUUGCGUGGUUGCACUUCACANACCACGUUAUUAGGAAUGUGAGACAGGCAUCAUACCCUUCUGAAUGUGUCGAUGGAUACAUACAGUGGUUUACGAGGGUUUCACAUCCCUAUAUUAUUGUUGCUCCAGCUACCGCGAGACCACCUCUUGCGCCUACACAAUGUCCUGAUGUUCCACAGGAGGCANGACCUCAUCGUAGAUCCUCUCCGCCUUCACCAUCCGGCGCCUUGGCUAGAUUUAGGAGAAUGGCUAGAAAGUUACAGUUGUUGAUAUCGUGUCGUCAUGUGACCGAGGGUACUGUUGCACAUCAGAUGGCGGUGGAACUGCUUCAGGAUGCUAAUGAUGGAAUCGACGAAUAUUCUCCAACUAGGAGAGGACAGAGGCAUGUUCUUGGUAGACGCUCGACGUCUAAUUGA